AUGGAGUUUCUCAAAGCUUUCUCCUUCCUCUUUCUCCUCUUCUCCAUUUCCUCUGUUUUCAGUGACUCAACCUCAGAAAGAAACUCUCUUUUAUCCUUCAAAGCUUCCCUCAACAACCCAACAACUCUCUCCUCAUGGAACCUUUCCUCCCACUGCAACUGGGUCGGCGUCACGUGCCGUCUCGGAACAGUAAAGUCUCUAUCUUUACCAUCAAUGUCUCUAAAAGGAAAGUUACCUCCUUCCCUCUUCUCCCUUCCCUUUCUCACCCACUUAGACCUCUCCCAAAACUCCCUCUCCGGCCUCAUCCCUCCUCAGCUUAACCUCCUCAAACACCUCCAAACCCUAGACCUCUCCGGAAACUCACUCACAGGUCCCCUCCCGAGUCAACUCGGAGUGUUACCUCGCCUCCUCUACCUUGACUUAAGCGACAAUCACCUCUCAGGCCAUCUCCCUCCUUCCUUCUUCCUCAGCUUCUUGGGGCUAUCCUCUCUAGACGUCUCUAACAACUCUCUCUCCGGUGAAAUCCCUCCGGAGAUAGGGAAGUUGAGAAACCUCUCUGAUCUUUACAUGGGGGAGAACAAACUCUCCGGUCGAAUCCCGCCGGAGAUUGGUGACGUCACGCUUCUCAAGAACUUUAUAGCACCGUCUUGCUUGUUUAGAGGACCGUUACCAGAUGAGAUAGCUAAACUCAAACACUUGGUGAAGCUUGACCUUUCUUACAACCCACUCAAGUGUUCGAUCCCUAAGUCUAUCGGAGAGUUGCGGAGUUUGAGUAUGUUGAAUCUUGUCUCUGCUGAGAUUAACGGUUUGAUUCCUAAGGAGAUUGGUAAGUGUAAGAGUCUCAAGACGUUGAUGCUUUCUUUUAAUGAACUCUCUGGUUCUUUACCUUUGGAGAUGUCAGAGAUUCCUUUGCUGUCUUUUUCUGCUGAGAAGAAUCAUCUUUCUGGUUUGUUACCUUCUUGGAUUGGUAGAUGGAAGGAGCUUGAGUCGCUUCUGCUCGCUAGCAACAGGUUUACAGGAGAGAUACCUAGUGAGAUUCAGGAUUGUCCUAUGUUGAAGCAGCUUAGUCUCUCUAGUAACUUGUUAACUGGUAACAUUCCUAAGGAGCUUUGUGGUUCUGGUGCGUUGGAGGAUAUUGAUCUGUCUGUGAAUUUCUUUUCUGGAAGUAUUGAGGAGGUGUUUGUUGGAUGUAGUAAUCUUCAACAGUUGUCUCUUAUGAAUAAUCAGAUUAACGGUUCUUUACCUGAGUAUCUUUCUAAGCUUCCUUUGAUGGCGCUUGACUUGGAUUCAAACAACUUCACUGGAGAGAUCCCUGUGAGUCUCUGGAACUCAACGAACUUGAUGGAGUUUUCAGCUUCUUACAACCGUUUAGGAGGUUAUUUGCCUGCAGAGAUUGGUAAUGCAGUUUCGUUGAAGAGGCUUGUGCUCAGUGAUAAUCAGCUUAGAGGUGAGAUACCAAGAGAGGUUGGGAAGCUGACUUCUUUGUCUUUCUUGAAUUUGAAUUCAAACAAGCUUCAAGGGAAGAUACCAAGAGAUCUCGGUGACUGUACUUCUUUGACUACAUUGGACCUUGGCAAAAACAAUCUCCAAGGAGAGAUUCCUGACAAGAUCACUUCUCUUGCUCAGCUUCAAUGCCUUGUUCUCUCUCACAACAAUCUCUCCGGUUCGAUUCCUUCAAAGCCUUCUGCUUACUUCCACCAGAUAGACAUGCCUGAUAUGAGCUUUCUUCAGCACCAUGGGAUAUUUGACCUCUCACACAACAGUCUCACCGGUCCUAUACCUGAAGAGCUAGGCGACUGUGUGGUAGUGGUUGAGAUUUUACUAAACAACAAUCAUCUCUCUGGACAGAUCCCAGCUUCACUCUCUCGUUUAACCAACCUGACAAAUCUGGAUCUCUCUGUAAACCACCUCACCGGCUCCAUUCCUGAAGAGAUAGGCCACUCUCCUAAGCUGCAGGGACUAAACUUGGCGAAUAAUCAACUCAACGGACAUAUACCGAAGAGCUUUGGCCUUUUGGGAAGCUUGGUGAAGCUAAACUUGACCAAGAAUAAGCUGGAUGGUUCUGUUCCUGCUUCUCUUGGGAACUUGAAAGAGCUGACACACAUGGACUUGAGUUUUAACAAGCUAAGCGGCGAGCUUCCUUCAGAGCUCUCUAGAAUGCUCAACCUAGUAGGCAUCUAUAUUCAGGAGAAUGGGUUCUCAGGCUCUGUAGAGAAUCUGUUCUGCAGCUCAUUGUCGUGGAAAGUUGAAACAGUGAACUUCAGUGUUAACUUAUUCACGGGAAGCUUGCCGAGAUCACUGGGGAACUUGUCAUACUUGACUAACUUGGAUUUGCAUCACAAUCACUUCACCGGAGGAAUCCCUUCAGAGCUUGGGAGUCUCAUGCAGCUGGAGUACCUUGACAUGUCUGAGAACAACAUCUCUGGAGAUAUACCAAGACAAAUCUGUGGAUUGGAUAAUCUACAUUUCCUGAAUUUGGCUAAGAACAGUUUACAAGGAGAAGUACCAAGCGAUGGUGUUUGUCAGGAUCAUUCCAAGGCAUUGUUUACUGAGAACAAAGCGUUGUGUGGGAGAGUAACUGGCUCAGAUUGCAAGAUUGGUGAAAAGACUUUUCUAAGUGCUUGGGGACUUUCAGGAAUAGUGAUUGGGAGUAUGAUCAUAGUCUUUGCCUCAGUUUUCUCUCUGCGCAGAUAUGUUAUGAGAAAGAGAGUGAAGCAAAGAGAUGAUCCAGAGGAAAGCAGUUUAAAAGGGUUCGUUGAUCAGAAUCUCUACUUCUUAAGUGGAAGCAGAUCAAGAGAGCCAUUAAGCAUCAAUGUAGCUAUGUUCGAGCAGCCACUUCUCAAGGUGAGUUUAUCAGACAUUGUGGAAGGAACCGACCGUUUCUGUAAGAAGAACAUCAUAGGAGACGGUGGGUUUGGGACGGUUUACAAAGCCAGUUUACCUAAUGGGAAAACAGUAGCGGUCAAGAAGCUAAGCGAUGCCAAAACUCAAGGAAACAGAGAAUUCAUGGCUGAGAUGGAGACUCUAGGGAAAGUAAAGCAUCCUAAUCUAGUCUCUUUGAUUGGUUACUGCUCUUUCAGUGAAGAGAAGCUUCUUGUGUAUGAGUACAUGGUCAACGGAAGCUUAGACCAUUGGUUAAGGAACCAAACAGGGAUCCUAGAGGUGCUAGACUGGUCCAAACGGUUGAAGAUAGCAGUUGGAGCUGCAAGAGGAUUAGCUUUCUUACAUCACGAGAGUGAAGGAGGGAACUUGGUUGGUUGGGUUGUUCAGAAGAUUAACAAAGGGAAAGCUGUGGAUGUUUUGGACCCUCUGGUUCUAACAGUGACUUUUAAACAGUCUAUGCUUCGUGUGCUUCAGGUUGCUGUUCACUGUAUCGCUGCAACGCCUGCUAAUAGACCGACUAUGUUAGAUGUAUUGAAGUCUCUCAAGGAGAUUUAG
Molecule: messenger RNA, 3438 nt
Organism: Eruca vesicaria subsp. sativa (arugula)
Lineage: Eukaryota; Viridiplantae; Streptophyta; Magnoliopsida; Brassicales; Brassicaceae
Source: the annotation of a GenBank genome assembly